GAAAUAUUCACAUUUUCAUUACAUUCCGCUUCAAAACCUUUUAAAGCAUAAUAUAUACAUAAACUUAGCUUUAUAAAAAAAAUCUAUAUAUUUAAUCAUACUCCUUCGAAUAUGGGAAGCUGGUUUUCUUCUUUAUUGAGCAAGAAAGAGGUCCGCAUCUUGAUGGUGGGUCUGGAUGCGGCGGGAAAGACCACGAUUCUUUACAAGCUCAAGCUUGGUGAGGUCGUGACGACCAUUCCUACCAUCGGUUUUAAUGUUGAGACGGUGGAGUACAAGAAUUUGAAGUUCACGAUGUGGGAUGUUGGUGGCCAGGAUAAGCUGCGCCCCCUCUGGCGUCAUUACUUUCAGAAUACAAACGGCAUUAUUUUUGUUGUAGACAGUAACGAUCGAGAGCGUAUUGCCGCAGCGAGGAAGGAGUUAGAUAAGAUGUUAAUGGAAGACGAACUUCAGAAAGCGGUUCUACUUGUUUUCGCCAACAAGCAAGACUUGCCAAAUGCCAUGAACACAAACGAGGUCACGGAGAAGCUUGGGCUGCAUGCGCUUCGUCAAAGACAUUGGUAUAUCCAGGGCUGCUGUGCAACUACCGCUCAGGGACUGUAUGAGGGUCUUGAUUGGCUUUCCGCAAAUAUUAAGAGACUUUCUCUUUGAAUAUUAUUCUUAUUUCUUUUUACUAGAUUUGAGAACACUAAGCUUUUGAUUUUUUUAAAAUUAAGACAAGCCUCCUGGUCUCAUUUAUCGUGUCUUUUUUUUCUGUUAUGUUUAUAGCGAUGUGGUACAUAUUUCAUGAGUGUUGUGUCAAAUUGGUUUUAAAGAAUUUGUAGGUUUAUCACGCAAUGCAGCUUCUUUGCUGUUUGCAUACGUAGUUGAUUAAUUAGGUGUUUAUUAAUAGUUUCUGUUUGCAUCUAUAGUUUUCCAUGUCAACUGAGAAAUCCGCCAAGGGAUGUUCUGUUUCACUAUUAUUGCAGCUGAGUUAUUAUGAUUAUUUGCAGUGGAUGGUUUCUUAAAAUUUUAAAACUCUCCAUCAUAUUGUCUAGAAAAAGUGAAUUUGUUGUUGUACAAAAUUUGCGUGUAGACUACUUUGGAGGAGUAUAAUGGAAGCGAGGUUGGUAUCUUCUUGUUCAGCUAAAUAAUUUAUAAGAUAUUCAUUAUCUUCAGUUGACUGUUGUCAUUUUAAGACUUAUUGAAGGGUUCUUCCUUAUUGAAGGAAAUUUAGAAAGAUAAAGGAAAACAACCUCUUCGUUA
Molecule: messenger RNA, 1242 nt
Organism: Phytomonas sp. Hart1
Lineage: Eukaryota; Euglenozoa; Kinetoplastea; Trypanosomatida; Trypanosomatidae
Source: the annotation of a GenBank genome assembly